GAAUGGCAAUUCUUUCCAUUCACAUGUUAAUAAAUGUUCGUUUCCUACUCGUCAAGCAUUGUGAUCAGGUUCAUGAAUCCAAGCCACGUUUCAAGAAGAAAAGCCUCAAUUCUACAUCUAGCCUAUGCACAGUUAUUGAAAGUUGCUUGGGGCCCUUUUAGUAAUGUCCCAUGGGUCUUGAAACAACGGCGUGGGUUGGGUUAGAAGGGCAGAUAGGACAGGAUAGAAUGAAAAUGGUGUGAAUUUCAACUUUCAUUAGAUUGAAGCUUUUCUUGGCGAUGGUAAUACACAGGGACGGGAUGCUAUUAGAGAUGAAUUUUGGACGAACAGCCAAGAGAUAAAUCAACGGCUAAAAAUGUCGUGAAAGUUUUCACGGUCCAUGAAGCUAUUCCUGUACAUAUAAGUGUAUGCCGCCAUUCGUGACCUCGGGAGACAAACAUCCGCAUUUCUCAACCGCGUUUAUCUUACAAAUUCUGAUGAAGAAUCGAACAUCGUUUCCUAUUUCUCAUGUGAGAUCGUUUGCCUUCGUCAGCUCUAAUGGCUUGAACGUACAAUGGUCCAGAAUCAGGGUAAAACAAAUCAUAUCAAACUCGCACAGAUGAUUUCAUGAAGCUCCCGGAUCUAGUGAUCUGUGCGCUAUAUGCCGUGGAUGCUUCUCUUGAUUAAGCUUUUUUAUCCGUUAAGACCCAUGUGGAAUAUCAUAUAAGUAUCAUUUCUUGAGAUAUUGUUAUUCGAAAGUACUCUGUUGUGGUUUCAAUUCGAGUAUUUAAAUUGUGAUAUCCCAGGGUCUGUCGUUCAUAGAUUAAACAUCAUGUCAUCACAUGAAAGGCAUCUUUCAUCGAGUUCCAUCUCUAGUUCGACCCCACUGAAGAAGACUCAUAGUCAUGGAUCGAUGUAUCAAGGAAACGAAGAAUCUCAACCAAAGUUAAAAUUAUUCGAAAAUCCUUUGGCUCAUGAUAGAAGAAAAUACUCGAUAACGCCUCCGAUUCCGAGUCCUAUACAUGAAAUAUCUGGCCCUAUCAAUAUUGCUCGAAAACAAUCAUACGAUGAAUCGAUCGAAAACCAAUAUGAUGAUAGGAAAGUUGAUCCAUUCUCAAAAGAUAAUGCAGAAGAGGAAAUGUUUGAAACCCCCGAGUUUCGAAGAUAUGAGGAGACGACGAACAUGGAACUUUUCUAUGAUCUGUUUUUCGUUGCAAAUUUGACUACAUUUAACGAUGUACAUGAAGUCAAUGAGAUUGAUGCACUCAAGUCAUAUGCUGGAUUUUUCUGCAUCCUGUGGUUCUUAUGGUUGCAAGUCAGUCUCUUCGAUGUUCGAUUUGUUACGGAUAGCAUAUUAGAACGAAUUGGAAAAGCAUGUCAAUUUGGUGUUAUGAUUGGAUUGGCAAUUGUCGGACCAGACUUUAAUUCAUCGGAUCAGAAGCCUGGUGCUUUCAGGUCACUGGCAAUCAUUUUGAUGUUUUCGAGACUGGUUUUGAGCUUUCAAUAUUCUGUUAUACUGUAUCAUGUUUGGUACUAUAAGAAUUCUAAGCUCCCACUCUUUCUUGUCGUUGUGGCCAAUGUCAUAGCUGCACUAAUAUAUUUCGGCACUUUUUUCGGAUUCUCAAAAGAAACAUCGAAGACUGGCAAGGUAUUUAUCGUUUGGUAUAUUACGGCUAUCUUGGAGACGGCUGUCAACAUUGCUAUCUCUUCGAAGUGGAAAGUCUUGAGCUUUAGAGGGUCUCAUCUUGUUCAGAGAAUGACUUUGCUCACUUUGAUCAUUCUGGGUGAAGGUAUAAUUGGAGUUAGCAAGAGUAUUGCCGAUAUUGCAGAACAAGAGGAGUCAUGGACCGCUCCACUCAUUCUUACUAUCGUAUCAGCUGUUGGAAUAAUCUACUUCCUCUACAUGCUUUAUUUUGACUGGCUGAACCGAUCCCAAUUCGGUUCCAUACGUCAACAAAUCUGGGCAUUUCUCCACUUCCCAUUCCAUCUCGCACUAGUGUUCCUCGUCGAAGGUGUUGCCCAAUUUAUCAGAUGGCAAAAAGUAGUCGAGGUUAUCAACCAAGUCAGCCAACAAUAUGUAGACCAAUUUAAGAAAAUCCCCGCCGUCGAUAGUCUCGAUCUCAAAACACGCUUAGCAAACGUCACUCAAACAAUCUUCCAGAAAUUCCCACCAGAAUUCACACAAACCUUUACAGAUACCCAACGAGCCUUAUUUAAUAUUGGAAAUACGACAUUUAGGUCCACAGAACAACUGGGAAAUAUCACAACACUCUUCUCUACAGUCCAGGAUUCUCUAUUCGAUAAUUUCGGAAUCGAUCCCCCGGAAAGCGAUAAUGCGGUUACAGAUCCUAAUGAGGAAUGGAAUGAGAAUAUUGGAGUUCUCGCUCUCGUGUUCACAUACUUCUUCCUCGCCUCCGGCCUCACCCUAAUCCUGAUGACCACCCUCCACGCCCUCAGCCGCGCGCACUCAACACGCGCAGACAAACUCCGCAGCGCGGUAAAUCUCAUCCUCUCCAUCACUCUUCUCGGAUUAGCCGGGAUCUCGAAUACCGAUGGCGGAUUUGCGUUUGCGCAGAGCGCGGGCGUGUUGCCCAGCGUGGCGGGGGUGUAUUUUUUUGUGAUGUUACUAGGCUAUACGAAACUGAUCUGGUGAUACAAGGUUAUAUAUCCAGAGAAGAGAAGAAGAAGAAGAAGAAAAAAGAAGCAGACGGGAUCUAGAUACACAAUGCGAAAUAAAGUAUCAAGCAAAAUGUAAUGAUUCGACAGAGAGAGAAUAAUCGAUUAAUGAAUAAACAGCAUCUGAAAUGAGAAUAUUGAUAUUCAACUCAUCCCUCGGUUUUGUUGUUUACGGGUGAGGGGAGAGGAGAGGAGAAUAGAAUUGUGUGUCAAGCAUUAGAGAUUAUUCCUUGAAGAUGUAAAGGAAAAGAGGAAAGGAAAUGGAAAGGGGAAUAAAUACUUUUUGUUUUCUUAUUGUAGACCCUAGAGUGAGCGAGCGAGUGAGUACUUGAGGAAGGAAGGAUGAGAGUGAGAGUAAAUAGCAAGAGUACGAUUAUAUGAAUGCAUCUAUUUCCAUGUAAUCACUUACAGGAUUCACGAAGAUGUAUUCUAUUACUUUAUUAGAUAUGUAGAGAAGAUGAUAUAAAAGGAUAUGCGUAGUCGACAGAUAGUAUUAUUACUUCUUCUUACCUUGUAUACUGAUA
Molecule: messenger RNA, 3179 nt
Organism: Botrytis cinerea B05.10
Lineage: Eukaryota; Fungi; Ascomycota; Leotiomycetes; Helotiales; Sclerotiniaceae
Exons: 10
Coding region: 812-2632 (606 amino acids)
Source: RefSeq, a predicted model, not a curated record